This is a messenger RNA of Pollicipes pollicipes, 1718 nucleotides long. RefSeq names its product alpha-amylase 4N. The transcript has a single exon. The coding region runs from base 82 to 1581 and encodes 499 amino acids. Gene Ontology annotation, molecular function: cation binding; alpha-amylase activity. The record is from RefSeq and is a predicted model, not a curated record. Lineage: Eukaryota; Metazoa; Arthropoda; Thecostraca; Pollicipedomorpha; Pollicipedidae. Gene Ontology annotation, biological process: carbohydrate metabolic process.
AUGGGCGGGGCGCGGCGGUGGGCGGCGCGCCGCGCCCCAUAAAAGCGGCGCGAGUGCGGGGCCGCGCAGCACAGCGCCACCAUGUCGCCUCUCGCGUUGCUCCUGGGCCUGCUGGCGGCGGCGCGCGCGCAGUACGACCCGCACAACGACCCCGACCGCCAGGCGAUGGUACACCUGUUCGAAUGGAAGUUCAGCGACAUUGCCGACGAGUGCGAGCGCUUCCUCGGUCCCAAGGGCUACGCCGGCGUGCAGAUCUCGCCGCCGCAUGAGUGCAUCAUAGGCGGCGGCCGACCUUGGUGGGAGCGCUACCAGCCCGUCUCCUACCAGCUGGUGUCGCGCUCCGGCAGCGAGGACGAGAUGCGCGACAUGGUAGCGCGCUGCAACGCCGUCGGCGUGCGCAUCUACGUGGACGUGGUGGUCAACCACAUGACGGGCGGCGGCAGCGGCAGCGGCACCGGCGGCUCGCACUACGACACCAACGGCGAGCAGUACCCGGGCGUGCCGUACGGGCACAACGACUUCAACGACAACAAUUGCCACAGCCCCGACGGCAACAUCGACAACUACCAGGACGCCAACCAGGUGCGCAACUGCCGACUGAGCGGGCUGCGCGACCUCAACCAGGGCACCGACUACGUGCGCGGUAAGAUCCGCGAGUACCUCAACCACCUGCUCUCCCUGGGCGUGGCGGGCUUCCGGAUGGACGCCGCCAAGCACAUGUGGCCAGGCGACCUGCAGGCGAUCUUCAGCAGCCUGCGCGUCAGCGCCGACCCCAAGCACCGCUUCGAUCUGUCGGUGAACGACGGCCGGCCGUUCAUUGUCAUGGAGGUGAUCGACCACGGCGGCGAGCCGAUCAAGAACACCGACUACACCGGCCUGGGCCGCGUCACCGAGUUCCACCACUGCGACCACAUCAACCGCAUCUUCCGGCGCCGCGACAAGCUGGCGGCCACCAGCAACUGGGGCACCGGCUGGGGCAUGCUGCCCGACAACCAGGCGCUGGUGUUCGUCGACAACCACGACAACCAGCGCGACGCCGGCGGCACCGUCAUCACCUACAAAGAGUCGCGCCUCUAUAAGAUGGCGCAGGCGUUCGUCAUGGCGCAGCCGUACGCCUUCCCGCGCAUCAUGAGCAGCUACGCGUUCGACUCGCACGACCAGGGCCCGCCCUCCGACGGCAACGGCAACAUCGUCGGCCCGACCAUCAACGCCGACGGCACGUGCGGUGGCGGCUGGGUGUGCGAGCACCGCUGGCGUCAGAUCUACAACAUGGUCGCCUUCCGGGACGCGGCCGUCGGCGCCGGCGUCUCCGACUGGUGGAGCAACAGCGACCAGCAGAUCGCGUUCGCACGCAAGGGCAAGGCCUUCAUCGCCAUCAACAACCAGGGCUCGGACAUGAACCAGUCGCUGCAGACCUCGCUGCCGGCCGGCUCCUACUGCGACGUCAUCUCCGGCAACAAGGACGGCAGCGGCUGCACCGGCAAGACCAUCACCGUCGGCUGCGACGGCAAGGCCAACAUCAGCAUCGGCGGCGGCGACGAGGACCCUAUGGUGGCCAUCCAUGUGAACGCUAAGCUCUGAGCCGGCGUGGGCCGCGUUCGCGUCCCCGUCGCGGGGGACACGCUGGGGAUCGAGCUGCUCUGUCCGCAGCCGACCGGGUGCAGCGUCUCGCAGCCCACAGCGUAUGAAUGUAGUCGUAAUCCGAAUAAACGCCUUGA